This is a messenger RNA of Malaclemys terrapin pileata, 3262 nucleotides long. Its product is annotated as histone H2B 8. The transcript has a single exon. Gene Ontology annotation, molecular function: DNA binding; structural constituent of chromatin; protein heterodimerization activity. NCBI's taxonomy places the organism in Eukaryota, Metazoa, Chordata, Testudines, Emydidae. Gene Ontology annotation, cellular component: nucleosome. The record is from RefSeq and is a predicted model, not a curated record. The coding region runs from base 1400 to 1780 and encodes 126 amino acids.
UUUAUUAUCACAGCUACCCUGGUUAGAUGUCAAUAAAUACAUUUACAUUUUGAUUAGUAAUAUAUAGAGGUCCUGAAAUUAACUUUGUUUUAUGUGACACACACAGUUCAUGUAAAACAAAAGAAAAUACCAAGUGUGAGCUAACUAAGCCAGUAUCCUGAAAGCACAUGGGAUAUAUUUAAUUUCAAUCACAAGAAGUCAAUAGGAAAGCAUAUCAUUAAGCAUUUUGUCUUUGCAGGAUGAGAGGUGAAAUUCUGGCCCCAUUGAAGUCAAAGCCAAAAACUCAUUGACUUCAAUAGAGCCAGAUAUUCCCUGGCUUGUUGGUCCUGCAAUGAGUUGCACACAGGCAGACCCCUGUGGUCCUCAUUAUGGUAUCAUUUUGUAAUUGUAACCUUCACCUAUUGUUCUUAUACAGGAUGUCCAUAUUUAUUGCAUCUCAAAUAUUUCCACAUCAGAUUUGUUCAAUUUACAAUGUUUUUAAGCCAACUGCCACUACUUUCAAUUCAUCAUUCAUUCUGAAAAACUGUUUUUAUAGUUUUGUUUUUCUUCUCAACGAUCAUCAACAAUAAUGAAUACUGCACAGUCCAAAUUAUUUCCUUAAUUGCUCUUGUGCUACCUCAUCUCCAAAAUCUGAUCACAGUUAUAACUGUGUGAUUUCAUGAGCUUACAAGGGGGAUGUGCAGCUACAACUGAAGCCACAGAUUUGGCCUGUAAGAACAUAUAAUUACUAGUGAUGACAAACAAGGAAAGAAUCAAGGUGAAUUUUGGAUCCCACUAGCAAGUAUUAAGGAUAGAGUGGGGGAGGAGAGAUGGAAACACAAUUUUAAAAAGUAAUCUGUAGACUGCAUUAAUUUAACCUCGAUAAUAUUGAUAAAUAUAUAUGGAACUUUAUAAUGACUUUUCACUAUUUAGGGUGCACUUAUAUGAUUUGUACCUUUAAUAGAUAAAGAUCCUGAUUUUUUUUUUUUUUUUUAGUUUAAUUACAGUUUAGGAGUAGACUCCAAUGAUCCUAGGGGCCUGAGAGUAGUGUCUACAGGGAUUUGUGCCCCCCCCCCCUAAUAUAAACAGCUAUAAGCCAUUACUGAAUUCGACUUUGGCUAUAGCUUUACAGUUUUAAAAGCUAUUUGGGAUUGCACCUAGAGUGAAACAUUUGCAAGUACUGCUUCCAACGAUUGUUGGUAAAUUGCUUUUUGAUUGGCUGAAAAAAAACCAACAACCAAUGGUGACAUGGUAUCUGAAGCUGACCAAUGUGCCGGUGCUGACACCAUUUGUUUUUUGUAUCAAAUAGGAAGUCAGACAGCAAAAGCUACUCAUUUGCAUACGCUCCCUAUAAAUACUAGGGCAGCUGUGCUAUCAGUAUGUUAUUGUUCUUGAGUUAUAACGAAGGUAAACUGCUACUAUGCCAGAGCCGGCAAAAUCUGCCCCUGCCCCUAAAAAGGGUUCUAAGAAAGCUGUGACCAAGACUCAGAAGAAAGGGGAUAAGAAAAGGAGAAAGACGAGGAAGGAGAGUUACUCUAUCUACGUGUACAAGGUAUUGAAGCAAGUUCAUCCUGACACCGGUAUCUCCUCUAAAGCCAUGGGGAUCAUGAACUCCUUUGUAAACGACAUCUUCGAACGUAUCGCUGGGGAAGCGUCUCGUUUGGCACAUUACAACAAGCGCUCGACCAUCACUUCUCGGGAGAUCCAGACCGCUGUGCGCCUGCUUUUGCCGGGGGAGCUGGCCAAACAUGCGGUGUCUGAGGGCACCAAGGCCGUCACCAAGUACACUAGUUCCAAGUAAACUUUCAAAACUUCUUUUUCAGCUAUAACCCAAAGGCUCUUUUAAGAGCCACCCACCUUCUCAAAGAAGGAGCUGUAUUACUAUUUUAUUUCUAUCUACACAGAAUAGCUAGUGUAUAGAAAAAAUAGGAGUUCCUUUUCAGACAAACCCUAAAUAGAACUUCACUACAAACUAAAGCUUUAUUUGCUCUACUUCAGUUACUAAUUUUCUUUGGUGGUUAAAAUAGGAUGGUUUAAAUGUAUUGCUUUAAAGAGUACUCCAACUUCCCUUCUAAAAGUCACCCCCACCCCUCGCCAAGGAGCACGAAGUCUAGCGCUAUAGGUUUGUGUUUGAUCUGAGUCUCUAGUGUGUAUCGUAGUGGAAAUACUGUAGAGCAGGUAAGUAAGGAUACGAAUAAGGUAUCUGAAGUCUAAACUGACUACAUUUCAUUUUCCUACAGUUCCUGAUAUGAGGAACUCCCCAGAGCCUUGUGAGCAGGUUAAAAAAAAAUUCAGGAUACUUUUAAUCUCUAUAGCUUUGAUUGGAGCUCCUAAUAUAGAUUUACUAUGUAUGCCCAACAAAACAUUCUAUUGUCCUCCGUUUCAUAACUUUCUGAAAGUUAUAGCUAAUGCACAGAGACUGUUUUCGCCAUCUUUGAGCGUUAGAAAAAUUUGGGGGGAGCUGUUCUCACUACUACUGAAAAGAAUAUCCUUGCAAGGCACGCUGAACAGUUGUAAAUCCCGACUGAGGAAACGUGUCUAGAGUAUCACAGUGAAAAGCAUAUGCCGUGCAGUAAAUGUGUACUGUUGCCGAAAGGACGCCUGCAUUGCACGUACUAGGGUACGUCAUCAUCUGUGUGGUGGAUGUGACCUUCGAUUGAGUCAGUUGUGCACUGAUACGUAAUUUCUGUGUUGAAAACCUUGGUAUUCUAAGGUUCUUUACCCGACAUGUCCUCUUAAUAAAUAAUUUAAAUUAAUAAAUAGCAGGAUGGUUCACUACAUCAUUAUCGGUUUUGAUCUUCUAAUAUUAACUAGACGGGCAUAGGUAUUGAGCGGGAGAAGGUAUAGCUAACGCACUAGGGCGGUUAGUGGUAGCGAGAGCGAAUAACAAAAGAUAAAGGCUAACCACGCUGUAUAUUAGUCAACAGUGAAAACAGAACUACGGAAGACUCACAUGCACCCUCCGCCCAUCAAGAUACGCGUUCAGAUUUUAAACGUGUAUGUCAGCGCAGGAUGCCCGGCUUUAAACCCGGGCGGGAGACGGACCAAUCCUUGCACAGCGCGGGCUUUUCAAACCCUCCACCAAUUUAGUUCUGCUUCCCGCAGCCAGUCAGGUAAUUGUUUCUAAGCCAAACAUUUACUCUUUGUCCCCACACUAGAUCUCGUUCCUCUCUGUGUGUAGGCAGAACAAAGAAUGACCUGAGCACCACUUAAAGCGUACCAGCGGAGAGGGGAAAGUAUUCCAAAGAGGAACUAUUAGAAACAGUAUCCACAAAAACAACGA